This is a messenger RNA of Penicillium antarcticum, 2751 nucleotides long. RefSeq names its product ATP-dependent RNA helicase DBP10. The transcript has a single exon. Gene Ontology annotation, cellular component: nucleus. Gene Ontology annotation, molecular function: ATP binding; RNA helicase activity; RNA binding. Bases 1 to 2751 code for a protein of 916 amino acids. Lineage: Eukaryota; Fungi; Ascomycota; Eurotiomycetes; Eurotiales; Aspergillaceae. The record is from RefSeq and is a predicted model, not a curated record.
AUGCCUCGCCGUGAAGCCUCCCCCGCUGAGUCAGAGAACGAGUUCGACAUUACCAGCGCUCUCUUCCAGGGUGACAGCGACUCCGACUCCGGCGCUAAGCCCCAGGCUCGCCAAAAGAACCAGAAGCCUACUCCCCAGCAAGAUCUUGAUUUCCUCGGAUCAGAUGAUGAUGGGGAUGCAGCCUUCAUUGCAGGCAAGCAGGCCUCUGCCAACCGAAAGGGAUCAAGUUUGAAAGGUCGCACCGUGAAGAAGGGUGGUGGUUUCCAGGCAAUGGGCCUCAGCAUGAGCCUGCUCAAGGCCAUUUCCCGAAAGGGCUUUUCCGUGCCUACUCCGAUUCAGCGCAAGACUAUUCCCGUGAUUAUGGAUGACAAGGAUGUCGUGGGUAUGGCUCGUACUGGCUCCGGAAAGACUGCGUCGUUCGUUAUUCCCAUGAUUGAGAAGUUGAAGAGCCACAGCACUGCGUUCGGUGCCCGUGCUCUGAUCAUGUCCCCGUCUCGUGAACUGGCUUUGCAGACUAUGAAGGUUGUCAAGGAAAUGGGACGUGGAACCGAUUUGAAGACUGUGCUCCUGGUCGGUGGUGACAGUCUGGAGGACCAGUUCGGAAUGAUGGCCAACAACCCCGAUAUUGUCAUCGCUACACCUGGUCGAUUCUUGCACUUGAAGGUUGAAAUGGAUCUUGACCUGUCCAGUAUCAAGUAUGUCGUGUUUGAUGAAGCCGAUCGACUUUUCGAAUUGGGGUUCGAAGCCCAGCUUAACGAGAUUAUGCACGGAUUGGCUGCUACCCGUCAGACUCUUCUCUUCUCCGCUACAUUGCCCAAGUCCCUUGUGGAAUUCGCCCGCGCUGGUCUCCAAGAGCCCAGUCUGAUCCGUCUCGAUACGGAAAACAAGAUCUCCCCUGAUCUACAAAACGCAUUCUUCGGUGUCAAGUCAUCGGACAAGGAGGGUGCCCUGCUACACAUUCUGCACGACGUCAUCCAAAUGCCCACCGGACAGACCGAAAUUGGCCACAUGCUCGAGCAAGAACGAUUGAACCCGACACGCAAGCGCAAGAGGUCUGACGUGCGCAGGCCCAGCGGAUUCAAGGAGUCACCGACUAAACACUCCACUAUUGUGUUCGCCGCCACCAAGCACCACGUUGACUAUCUUUACUCUCUUUUGCUCGAGGCAGGAUUCGCCACCUCGUACGCGUACGGUUCCCUUGAUCAGACGGCUCGUAAGGAGCAAGUUCAGAACUUCCGAUCCGGUAUUUCGAAUAUCCUAGUCGUUACCGAUGUCGCCGCUCGUGGUAUCGAUAUUCCCGUCCUUGCUAACGUCAUCAACUACGACUUCCCCUCACAACCUAAGAUCUUCAUUCACCGUGUUGGUCGUACUGCUCGAGCUGGUCAAAAGGGUUGGAGUUACAGUCUUGUUCGCGAUGCCGAUACCCCCUACCUCUUGGAUCUUCAGCUGUUCUUGGGACGUCGUUUGGUGGUUGGCCGCCAGUAUGGUACCAACGUGAACUUUGCUGAAGACGUAGUGGUGGGCACGUUGUCUCGCGACGCGUUGUCUCGCCAUUGUGAAUGGGUCAACAAGGUUCUGGAGGACGAUACGGAUAUCUACUCCCAGCGACAGGUGGCCGGGAAGGGAGAGAAGCUUUACCUGCGCACCCGUAACUCAGCUUCUGCAGAAAGUGCGAAGCGUUCCAAGGAGGUCGUCGGCUCUGACAACUGGGCUGCAAUCCACCCUCUCUUCAAUGAUAAAACAAGCGAACUAGAGAACGAGCGCGAGAAUAUGCUCGCCCGCAUUGGUGGAUACCGUCCCCAGGAAACUAUCUUUGAAGCGAACAACCGCAGAGGCGGAAAGACCGACGAUAACGUUGCCGUCGAUACCAUCCGACGAAUUCGUACAUCUGUCGAGACUAAGAGAAAGCGCGCCGAUGCUAAAGCCGAGGCUGAACUUUCCGCACUUGGCAUGCCUACUGGCGAGGAUGGUGAGGUGCAAGAUGAAGAUAUGCCCGACCAGCCUGGUGAGAACAUGGAGGAGGCAUCCGAUGACGAGCUCGAAGUCACCUUCGGCUCCUACAACCAAAAGAACACCGACUCUGGACCCAAGAACCCUCUUGCCUCAUUCCAGAACCCUGACUAUUUCAUGGGCUACAAGCCUAACAACAACGACAUGGCCGAAGACAAGGCUUACGGUGUGCACUCCGGUACCAACUCCAACUUCGCCCACGAAUCCCGCAGCGCAACCAUGGACCUGAACGGCGACGAAGGCAAACGCGGUUUCGCUGAGCCCCGCACAAUGAUGCGUUGGGAUAAGCGACACAAGAAGUACGUCGCUCGUCAGAACGACGAGGACGGAUCCAAGGGAACACGUCUUGUGCGCGGAGAGAGUGGAGCCAAGAUUGCGGCCAGCUUCCGUAGCGGUCGCUUCCAGGCCUGGCAAAAGGGCAAGCGGGCCGACCGCCUGCCCCGCGUUGGUGAGGCCGAAAAACCUGGCAGCAUGAACCAGAUCAACUCUCGUCACGCCACUGGUCGCUUCCGUCACAACCAGGACCGGGCGCCUAAGCGUGCUGAUCCCCUGCGCGGAGACUUUGAUAAGAUGAAGAAGAAGAACGAUGCCGCGCGGGAACGUCAAUUCGACAAGAUGGGUGGUGCCGCAUACGGUGGAAAGAGCGAGAUCCGGUCUACGGAUGAUAUUCGCAAGGCGCGUAAGCAGAAGCAACAGCGCCGCGAUAAGAAUGCCCGGCCGACCAAGAAGGGAAGAAGAUGA